AUGGACGGUUUUAUAUCGACGGAGGAGGCCCUGGACGCUGGCAAAACGCCGCUCCUGAGCCCGAAUGAGGCCGAGCCAGUCGCUGCAGACGUCGAACCCCCCAGGCGUAGGCGCAGACGCGAGUUUACGGACGGCCCGUACACCCCUCCAAAUCUAGCUGGAGCAGAUGCGCGCCGUUCGACAGUAUGCUGGUCCGUGCUGCCCGCAGAGGCCUGGCAACAGAUUGCAGAUCUUCUUCCGGACAAGGAGCUUGUCCAGUGCGCUACAACCACCAGAUCCCUUGUCGAGAUCCUGGAGACUGCCGAGCUUUGGGUCAGAAGAGCCGACUCUGCAUUUGCAUUGUUGCCCUUCUCAGAGGUAGAGCGUGAAGAGAUGAAGAAGGAAGUUCGACUUGACGGUCGCCGGGGCUAUGUCACCCGCCGCGUACUCUUCAAAGGCCUGCGAAUAGCGCUGCUGAUGGGAAAAGCCGAGAUGAGCCCGGCGAUCCAGCUAGCUCGGUGGUGCGGGGCGAAAGUCCAGCACAGCGGCCAGGGGGCGGAUAUCGUCCUGAUUGGCCCGGGUGGUGGAAGUUGCGCCGCUUUUGCAUCAUCCCGGCACUCGCACAAGCUCUACCAUGGUGCCUGGCUACGGGCCUCUUGCGUUGCCGGCCGGCAGCUGCCGAGACACAGGAUUGGAUGCGCGUCGAUCGGCGCACCUUUCAGUUCCUUUCGCUCGUGCAUUGCUAGCGGCCAUGGCAGCAACGAUACUCCAGGAGUCUAUGGCUGCUAUGCGCCCAGGCUCAUGGAGGGCUUACUGCUAAGCACCAGCCGCCUGCGAGCCCGCUCCAAGGAAGCGGUGGUGAUGACGGCGCAGCUGCUGGGUGCUCAGUGCACAGAUGAGCUCACAAAGGCACACACGCAUCUCAUUGCGGGCGCCAGCCAGGGCGAAAAGUACGAGUUCGCAAAGCUGCAUCGAAUUCCCGUCGUUUCCGUAGCCUGGCUGGACAACACGCUCCGGCUGGGCAUGCCAAUGAAGGAGCGCUGCUUUCCCGUGAGUGGCGGCGUGGACUGGUGA
This is a messenger RNA of Symbiodinium pilosum, 1053 nucleotides long. The record is from the annotation of a GenBank genome assembly. Lineage: Eukaryota; Dinophyceae; Suessiales; Symbiodiniaceae.